Molecule: messenger RNA, 419 nt
Organism: Staurois parvus
Lineage: Eukaryota; Metazoa; Chordata; Amphibia; Anura; Ranidae
Source: the annotation of a GenBank genome assembly
GGGGCCCCUGUGUCCUUGCCCAAACUCAAAAAAACCUAUGAAAAAGGUACCAAGGGCAUCUCAUGGGGCCCCCUACUGACCCCGGGCUCUCGGGCAGUGCCCGAGUUUCCAAAUGGUCAGUCCGCCCCUGCUCAGGAUGAGCACGUGCAUAUUACACAUCCAGAUACCUGAUGUUCAGAUGCAUUUUCCAAGAGUGGAAGAGGACUCCAGUGGCAACCUAUGAAGCUCUCAUGAACUCCAUGCCCAAAAGGGUUAAGGCAGUGCUGGAAAAUAAUGGCAGCCACACAAAAUAUUGACACUUUGGGCCCAAUUUGGACAUUUUCCCUUAGGGGUUGUACCAGGGGCGGACUGACAACUCAUGGGGCCCCCGGGCAAUAGGGGAUCAUGGGGCCUCUGUGUCCUUGCCCAAACUCAAAAAA